Molecule: messenger RNA, 1341 nt
Organism: Ilyonectria robusta
Lineage: Eukaryota; Fungi; Ascomycota; Sordariomycetes; Hypocreales; Nectriaceae
Exons: 3
Coding region: 1-1341 (446 amino acids)
Source: RefSeq, a predicted model, not a curated record
AUGAACCGAGUCAACACACGUGCAUCUAGGACCCUGAAGCGAUCCAGAGAGCCAUCUCCUCCCUCCGGCAGUGGACAAGUCGGGCAGCCGCCUGCGCCAUCGCGCACCAGGACUCAUAGGGUCCAAAAAGCUAGCCGAGUCUCCCAUGUAUCUGACACCCUGGCGACGGGUACUUCAGUCGGGGCCAAGCCACACAGCCAAGCUACUCAACCGUCCCAGCCUGCCGUGACCAAAAGACCUGCAGCCAAUGAUUCGACUCCCGCCUCCAAUAACCAUCCUCUCAGAAAGCAAACUAAUAGGAUUGAAACUGAGCGACCUGCUGAACAUGCCGUGGAUUGUCCUCGCACGAAAGACGAACAAAGGCUGUUGGAUCCAAACCAGCUUUGCAAGAAUGCCGCAUGUCAGUUACGUCUAGCACCCGAUCCUGGGCUUGCGUAUUUUGAUCCUACCCAUUUGGCCUUGUUUGAGCAAGUCAACAAUGAUCGACUUCGCCUAGCAGACGCGCUAUCUAUUACAACCAGCCAGCUUCGCUUCAAUGAUAUGCUGAUGACUGUCGAUUGGCCGUAUAUGAUGAGACAGGUCAAGGGGGCAUACAACAAUGGGAAGCUGAACGGAUUGCAGGCGGAACACCCUGAAAGCAACAUUCGCGACUUCGAAGCCUUUAAUUCGCACACCAUAUCCUCCGCCCAAACCGCCAGCUUUUCCUAUGCCUUUCUGAAGCGGUUGCAAAUGGUCAACUGUGACCGACUUCUACUCGCAAACACGCUCUCUGUGCCAGUCAAUCAGCUUUGGUUCCAUGGUGAAGAGAUGGUCUUCAAAUGGGAUGGAAUGGUCUCGGAGAUCAUGAGCGCGUCGAAAAGUGGGAGGCUGAAUGAGGUGCCGACGCAAUAUCUGACAUUGCCGCUGCCUGAUGAUUUUAAGCCCGACUCAGCCGAUUGCUUGACCGACAGCGACAGGGAAGACAUAUUGAUGUUGGUUACCAGUGUGGUGCCCAGGGCCAGACAUUGGGCAGCGGUGGAGCGCAUGAUGAACGAUGAGACACCCGUUCGGAGGUCGGAUGUGGCCACCUUGGUCAUGGACGUGAAUGACGAUCUUGGGGAACAGCUGUUCCGGUUCGCUCAAGCCGCCAAUACAGUUGAGGAUCAGAUUGGGAGUCAUCGCAAAGAUGCCAUUUGUGCGCAACCAGUCAAUCUUGGGGAACGACAUCAUGGAUAUUUUGAAGAGGCCCCACCUGAAUUGAGGAUGUUGGCGAUAAUGCCUACGACCAGUGAGGGGAACACAUGGUUUUCGGAUCAAAUGGAGGACAUCAUCGAAUGGAAUCACCAUAGGCUAGGUGCAUGA